UUGUAUUCGCACUUGUAGACGCAGCAGGGAAACAUCUAUCGGUGCUCCUAAUUAGCUUGUUUUGAUUCAGCCUCAUUAGGCUACACCAUUCUACAUAAUUAUUUUCUAACCGGUUGCAGACAUUAAUCUAAGAAGAGAAUCAGCCAUGGAUGAAAUGGAUGAAGAAUUGAAAUGUCCUGUCUGCGGAUCUUUUUUCCGGGAGCCGAUCAUACUGCCGUGUUCCCAUAACAUUUGCUUGGCUUGUGCUCGGAAUAUCUUAGUGCAGACCCCCGAUGCCGAAUCUCCUCAGAGCAGUCGUGCCUCCGGCUCCGGGGUCUCUGACUAUGAUUACCUUGACCUGGAUAAAAUGAGUCUGUAUAGCGAAGCGGACAGUGGAUACGGCUCGUAUGGGGGGUUCGUUAGUGCUCCGACUACCCCCUGCCAGAAAUCCCCAAACGGGGUCCGUGUUUUCCCCCCCGCGGUCCCACAACCCCCUCCGCAACACCACUUGCUCCAACACCCCGGAUCCCUUCCUCCUAUCCCCCGCAAUUCCUGCAUCACCUGCCCGCAAUGCCAUCGUAGCCUAAUUCUGGAUGACAGGGGGCUCCGCGGUUUCCCCAAGAACCGGGUGCUGGAAGGGGUGGUCGAUCGGUACCAGCAGAGUAAAGCAGCGGCGCUGAAGUGUCAACUGUGUGAGAAGAGUCCCAAAGAGGCCACCGUGAUGUGUGAGCAGUGCGACGUGUUCUACUGUGAUCCAUGUCGCUUAAGGUGCCAUCCUCCCCGUGGCCCACUUGCCAAACACCGCCUGGUACCACCAGCGCAGGGCCGGAUAAGCCGUCGGACGAGUCCCCGAAAGAUUUCCACUUGUACAGAACACGAACUCGAAAAUCUAAGCAUGUACUGUGUCCAGUGUAAGAUGCCAGUUUGUUACCAGUGUUUGGAGGAAGGAAAACACGGAACACAUGAAGUGAAGGCUCUAGGAGCCAUGUGGAAACUGCACAAGGGCCAGCUCUCCCAGGCUCUCAACAUCCUGUCGGACCGGGCCACAGAGGCCAAGGAGUUCCUGGUGCAGCUGAGGAACAUGGUGCAGCACAUCCAGGAGAACGGGGUGGAGUUCGAGGCGUGUCUGGUGGCGCAGUGUGACGCCCUCAUCGACGCGCUGAACCGCCGCAAGGCCCAGCUGCUCUCCCGGGUCAACAACGAGCACGAGCACAAGCUGAAGGUGGUGAGGGACCAGAUCUCCCACUGCACGGUGAAGCUCCGCCAGACCACGGGUCUGAUGGAGUACUGUCUGGAGGUCAUCAAGGAGAACGACCCCAGCGGCUUCCUGCAGAUCUCGGACGCUCUGAUUCGCAGGGUGCACAUGACGGAGGGCCAGUGGGGCAAGGGCACGCUGACCCCCAGGAUGACCAGUGACUUUGACCUCACCCUGGACAGCAGCCCCCUUCUUCAGACCAUCCACCAGCUGGACUUUGUCCAGAUGAAAGUCCCAGCUGCCCCUAUGCUCCAGCUGGAGGAAUGCUGCACUCAGAACAACAGCGCCACGUUGUCAUGGAAACAGCCACCUCUCUCCACCAUCGCCGUGGAAGGAUACAUCCUCGAGCUGGACGACGGCAACGGAGGCCAGUUCAGGGAAGUGUACGUGGGGACGGAGACCAUGUGUACUGUGGACGGGCUGCACUUCAACAGCACCUACAAGUCUAGGGUGAAGGCCUACAACGACAGCGGCGUGGGCCAGUACAGCAAAACCCUGGUCAUGCAGACCUCAGAGACUGGACUUCCUCCAUGUGAUAUUCCGACUCUAGCUACAGUCGCCUGGUUCACCUUUGACCCCGCCUCCGCCCACCCCGACAUCAUCUUCUCCAACGACAACCUGACGGUAACAUGCAACAGCUACGACGACAGGGUUGUCAUGGGCAACUGCAGCUUCUCCCGGGGCGUCCACUACUGGGAGAUGACGGUGGAUCGCUACGACAACCACCCGGACCCUGCCUUCGGUGUUGCGUGCGGCGACGUCCUGAAGGAUGUGAUGCUGGGGAAGGAUGACAAGGCCUGGGCAAUGUACGUGGACAACAACCGCUCCUGGUUCAUGCACAAUAACUCCCACACCAACAGAACGGACGGGGGCAUCGGUAAGGGCUCCACAGUGGGGGUGCUACUGGACUUCACCAGGGGCAUCCUCAUCUUCCUCAUCAACGAUGAGCAGCAGGGGCCAGUGGCCUUCGAGGCCCUGGAGGGACAGUACUUCCCCGCCAUCAGCCUCAACCGCAACGUCCAGGUGACCCUGCACACUGGACUUCCCAUCCCUGACUUCUACACCCCUGGAGAAGCAGACCCUACUGGCUCAGUGUGUUAGGCAGCAGGACAGCUCUCCCUUGUACAGUCUCGCCCAGAAAACCACCCCGUUCACCUCCCCUCUCUUGCCCUGCUCUCUGCUCCCCAUGCCGGACGUCACGGCCCCAACAGACUCCUGCUCCACCAUGCUUGUGUAACCCCACCACGUUUGGACUUCCACACAAGUGGAACUCUGGUUGUGUUUGUCAUCUCUACAUCUCACACUAUACAGCCGGUUGGAAACAGUCAACCAAUACAACCUUUGUGGUCAUCAAGACUUAUUUUCUCUACUAGCUUUGCUGAGGGUAUUAUGGGAUGUCAGCCAUGCUUCUGUAUAGCUCAGUGGUAGAGCAUUGGACUGCAGAUGUAGAGUGCAAAUCCGCCCCUGUUCAUUAUGUUGCAUAAAAACGAACAACGACACAUUACAUUCCUCUCUGGAUACCAUUGGAAAAAAGGAAAUGUGUAGGAAAAGCGUUGCCACCAGGGGGCAGUAAUGUGUGUGGUUUGACUACAAGGAGUCGUCUGAGGGCAGAAAGGGUACCUGGGAUGUCACGUCAACUGUUACAUUUCCCACAUAAAUACCCUUUAAAACACACCCAUAUACACGUACACAACAAUAAAUAAUUGUUGACACAUAAACCUUAAGCGUAAGUGACAGUGCACUGCUGCCUGAGCAGGGGGAGCACUGGGAACACAACAUGGCUCUGUGUCACUGCUAAUGAGGAGUGGUGGACAGCUGCCACGAACCCUGACAGGAAGCCCUGGACGCUCAGCUGUGUUGCUCUGUAUUUCCCUCAAUGUAAACGAGAUGCAGUCAGUGGCUUGGCUUGUGUGAAUCUUAUCUAGUUUGGAUAACUGCAGUUUACUUCAAUACCCAGCUGGAAGCCAGCCUGUAUUCAGCCUGUUCUCCUUCCCUGCAGCUCUUAGAGAAUGCCUUCCUUCUGCUACAACUAUUACACAGCUAAUGCUGCUCAAACUGCUACUCAUGAAUGUGAACUGAAGGAGAUACAUGACAAUGAAGACGGUUGGUGUCACACAGGCUAUUAAAAUAAGGUGCUACUGCAACUUGCUCAAUAACAUCUCUCAUACUAUAGGUGACUGAGUCUUGGUAGUUUUGUAUGACUGUCCAUGCCCUCUAAUGUAAGGAGAUGUAUGAAGAAAUACAAUUUAUUAUUGACGUACCGAUCAUCUUUGUUGUGACUUUUACACGAUAGGUCAUUGUUGUUUUUCACCCUAAGAAUGGAUCAUGCCAACAGGGGAAGGAAGUGACCCCUUAACAAUUGUUGUCAGUAAUGCAAACACCCUCAAGAUGUUUUUGGUGCGUGAUCUGAAACUGUACGGUUGUAACUUUAAAGUGAAGGUUUCUGACCCAUUGACAUCCUCCAGAAGAACUCAGACCUAUUGUAUCGUCAAGGUGCUAUCCUGUGGGUGUGCCUUUCAUCUGCAACCUGGAAACAUUAUAGCCAUCACACCAUCAAUACAAGAUCUGUGAUGCUGGACUUAAAGCCCAUUGCAAUAUAUAUUUUCAUAAAAGCUAAGUACACUGUGUGUUUGAUGAUAGAAUUCCCUGGUUGUGAAUUGGCGUAUUGGCUUAAGCACAGUAUUUUGAAAGAACACAACGAUCAGGUUUUCACUCAGUGGGCAUCGUCUUUGGGUGCCGCAUCUCAGACAUCCUAAUUGGUUGUUGUUUUUGCGUGGUUGUGUUUGUUUCCAUUUUGCUGGCCGAUCAUGGUGAAUGGAGACUCUGUGCCCAGAAUACCACCAGACCCUUAGAGGUCGCUGGGCAAAUACUGAGAGUUCAUUCAGCCAGACCAAAUGAAACCCAUAACAGCCAUUACAGUUUAGUUUUACAUAACUAAUCCCAAAAUGUGUUCUUGGGUAAUUGUAUAAAAAUUGUAUAUCUAUCAUAUUUGAAACCACGUAAUACUUUUACAUUUGAUUUUCUUAAACCUUUAUGGUUAUGGUUGCAGUAUAGCAACCAUGGUUAUAGUCAAGUGACUGAAUGGAAUUCCUCACACAUGGUUUUACAAUAAAGUUUUAUUCAAGGCAACAUGCAACACUGACAAGGUAUACUGUACAGUACAUGUGUUUGGAGGGCUACUCGGCUGUGUUGUAACUCCAAAGUGAAUAUUUCUGCCCUGCUUUACAGAUAAGUUAAAUGUUCUAAAUAUAAUUUAUUAUAUUAUUACACGUGUUUCACAUAUAUUCAUGUGGAUUGAGAUUAUAAGUAUUGUUAUAAUGACCCACAUAUACUUAUGAUUAUUGUUAUUAUCAUUAUUACGAAAAUAGUUGUUAUUGCUCUCAUUCAACUUGACUUAUUGAGCUCUUUGUGUUUUCUGUAUUUGUGAAUAUUCAAUAAAUUCUAGAUGU
This is a messenger RNA of Hypomesus transpacificus, 4683 nucleotides long. RefSeq names its product tripartite motif containing 9 (gene trim9). NCBI's taxonomy places the organism in Eukaryota, Metazoa, Chordata, Actinopteri, Osmeriformes, Osmeridae. Bases 146 to 2335 code for a protein of 729 amino acids. The record is from RefSeq and is a predicted model, not a curated record. Gene Ontology annotation, molecular function: zinc ion binding; protein binding. The transcript has 11 exons.